AUGACGCUAGAGAAUUUGGCACCCGAGCUUAUCUCUAUCAUCCUACGAAAUGUCGACUCACCUCGUGAGCUCCAUGAUAUGAUCUCAUCAUCGCCGUUAUGCCUCAAUGUUUUCUCCAAAACGCCCGAAAGCUUUCUCUCGUCCGUGAUCCGAAAUUCGGUACCAAUGGAUAACUUAAGACAUCUUCUUGCUGUCCACCAAACUCCCUCACCAGCAACGAAGAGUACAGUAUCCGAAUUCCUGCAAAAUUACUUUAAUGGCUCCUGGUCUUUCGAUUUUCCUACCAAGAAAUCAGAGCUGGUGUUGCUUUGCAGACUUUACAACCGGAUGACAUUCAUGAUUUCCUGUUACACGGAGUGCAUGUGCAGGCUUGGUUUAAUCGACUCGGUUCUUAUCCUCACCUCAACAGAAUGCAUACGACUGCAGAGGGCGUACCUCCGAUUCGAGAUCUACUGUCGCGUUUUUCCAGCUAACAAUUAUUUUCCAUUCCAAACGGUUUCGGCGAACGAUGAAUUCUCUUCUGUUGAACAGUUUGAUCUCUUCAUUACUCGUCUCUCACCGUGGGAAGUGGAAGAGAUAGCUUGCGUCGAGCUACACGUCACUCUUAUGAUAAGGGAUUACAUUGACGAGCUUGAGAGUCAGUUCAUGUCCACUGCCGAUAUGUAUGCAAGACUUGCAUGGCCCUUGCUCUGCGAACCAGAACCCGGAGCAGAGAUAGACAAUGAGACGGAAAGAAAUCGUGAGCGGGAUAAUCUUAUUGAGCUCAAGACAUUAGACCAAACCAGGCUCUCGCUAUUCUCUAAAAUGGGCAGAUAUCAUUCUUCAGAUAACAUCAGCUACAUGGCUUCGCUGGGUCUUGACUUUAUCUACGAUUUAUGUACUGCCGGAGAAGGACGAUCCGAGUUGAUUCGGUCAAAUUGCCAAUAUUCUCGCGAGUUCCUACCAGGAGCUCUGAGAUACUCGCCAACGUGGCCACCAGACCACCGAUAUGAAGAAACCGCGUCGCUGAAAAAUGAUCCCUUAUGCAGCAACCUUGGCUAUCUUAUAUUCGGCAGAUUCAGGGAUGACGACAGAAUGUAUAAGCCAAUUACGACCACGGGCGGCCGCUAUUCAGGUGUUCGACAACUUGGGUAUGUGUUCUGGGACUCAAAGAGGAUAUUGUGUCCCAAGAUUUAUAACAAGCUUGAAGAUAUGAAAUGGUUGCUAUGGCAGGAUAUAAACUUCCGAUUCCAUCCAGGGGCUCAAUUGGGGGCUGGAGAACGUCUCGAUGGUGUCAAGAUUCAUCGAGAUCAUAUGCAGAAGCUAGAGAGAGAUUUCGGAUGUCUUGACCGCCCGCAUUGA
Molecule: messenger RNA, 1341 nt
Organism: Fusarium fujikuroi IMI 58289
Lineage: Eukaryota; Fungi; Ascomycota; Sordariomycetes; Hypocreales; Nectriaceae
Exons: 1
Coding region: 1-1341 (446 amino acids)
Source: RefSeq, a predicted model, not a curated record